GUGUGAUGAAAAGAAGUUACAGAUCAGUUACAGUGUGUUUGGUGCUGCUGUGUGUUCUUCUACUGACUGCAGUCAUAGUGCUGUGUGUCCUCAUCAAUACAAACAAUCACCAGUUUAACAUCAGGAACAAAAACAUCACAGAAGAGAGAGACCAGCUACUAACCAAAUAUACCAACAUCACAGAAGAGAGAGAUGAAUUAAUAACCAAGUGCAAUUAUAUCUCUAAACUAAGUGAACAAUGGAUCCAGAAGAUAAAUGGACUGUUAACAGAUGGAUGGAUUAACUAUAAGUUCAGUUUCUACUUCAUUUCAUCUGAGAAGAAGAACUGGAUUGAGAGCAGAAGAUACUGUAGAGAGAAAGAAGCAGAUCUGAUCAUCAUUAACAACAAAGAGGAACAAGAUUUGUUUAAGAAUAGAUCUGAAGCAGACAGCAUUUGGAUUGGUCUGACUGACAGUGAUGAGGAGGGCAAAUGGAAAUGGGUUGAUGGCAGCACAUUGACCACUAGCUUCUGGGACACAGUUAUACAUAAAGAGCCCAAUGGAAAAACAAAAGAGAACUGUGUUGUGUCUUAUACACCAGGAUGGGCUGAUUUCUCCUGUACUAAAACUUUUAAAUGGAUCUGUGAGAAAAAAUUUUUUAAUAAGUUGUGAAAUACAUGUUAAUUCAGUAAAUUGUGAACACACAAGAGUCCAUCUGUGCAAGCUAAAAUCUGAUGACAAUAUGUAAUCUAAGUCAAAUGUAUAGUUAUUAGAUGAAAAUGGGACAGAUUUACAAAACAGGGCAAAUUAACAUGAGAGCCCAAUCUUAAUA
Messenger RNA from Paramisgurnus dabryanus, 810 nucleotides. RefSeq lists its product as uncharacterized. NCBI's taxonomy places the organism in Eukaryota, Metazoa, Chordata, Actinopteri, Cypriniformes, Cobitidae. The record is from RefSeq and is a predicted model, not a curated record.